Molecule: messenger RNA, 2634 nt
Organism: Hemiscyllium ocellatum (epaulette shark)
Lineage: Eukaryota; Metazoa; Chordata; Chondrichthyes; Orectolobiformes; Hemiscylliidae
Gene: spry2
Product: sprouty RTK signaling antagonist 2
Exons: 2
Coding region: 685-1650 (321 amino acids)
Biological process (GO): negative regulation of fibroblast growth factor receptor signaling pathway; negative regulation of Ras protein signal transduction; multicellular organism development
Cellular component (GO): membrane; cytosol
Source: RefSeq, a predicted model, not a curated record
CCAUUUACCCAUCAGCUACCUCUGGAAAACUUAAUAGCAGUUCGGGCAAAUCUGCUACUUUAAAGCACUCUGCAAACUUCACAUCUGUGGGAAGGAUCGGGGCGCCGUAGUAGCAGGGGAACAACUGUGAACCGCUUUGCAACGAAAGGGCCACUUGUGAAUGAAGACCAAGCGCCUAGAAUUCCCUUCUGCAAAGUUGCAACAUUGACAAUUUUUUUUCCAUAGCUGAGUGGAGUUAGUGCGUGUGUGUGCGCGUCCGCCCUCGUGUCUGCUUCUGCUGGCUUCAUUCAGGAAAAAAAAGGAUUUUGCUUUCCCCUCUCCCUCUCUCUCCCUCUCCUUGUAAAAAUCACAUAAACAAGCUGUGAUCGAUCGGCUGCUGGCUGCGAUCGGCGAUCGGACAGGUCCUGUUUCCUUUCCCCUUUCUCUUCCCCCUACUCCUCACCCAUCUUCUCUCCCCCCCCCCCCCCCCCUUACUCCCCGCCUCUAUUGGAUGCUUUUACAGAUAGUGGCCGGGGCAGAUCUUUGCUGGAGUUUGUAUUGGCGUCUCUCUCUCCCUUGCUCUGGCGGAGCAUAUGUGCUUCUAUACGCAGACAUAAGCCGCCGGAGAGGAGUUAGUGGAACGCCGCGAUCACGGACUUCAGAUGUGUUCUAAGCCUGGUGGGGUGAUCAUUUUCCAGUGUACAGAUGGAUACGCGAACUCAAAAUGGCAGUGGUUCGGCAGCCCUGCUACAGUUGCUGCGUGACAGUGGAAGGCAACACGUGGAACCUGACCCCAGGGAUGUACAGCCACAGCGGGUUCAAGUGUUGUCGCUCGAUCAGAUCCGAAUUAUAAGGGCCACUAAUGAGUACACAGAGGGACCUACUGUUGCUCCAAGACCUGGGAGCAAGUCCGUGCACCGACCGCCUUCGCAGCACAAAAAUGAGAGAAUGUCUGGAUUAAAUAACGACCACGAGCAUCAGUGGCUUAACAGUCGGAGUCAGCAACCCCAUAUACAUUCUUCAUCAAGGGCGCAUUUAACUCGGUCAACUAGCACUGUGAGUACCAGUUCUCGGAAUAGCACAAGGACAAGUACAAGCAGUACAUCUUCCGAGCAGAGGCUUCUGGGACCUUCAUCCUCUCCCCUGGACCGUGUCUCUGAUCGGAUCAUCAGGGUGCAGCCCAAAUCGGAAUUUAAAUCUGAUGAACUGAAGCCUCUGGGGAAAGAAGAACUGGGCAAACACAUCUACCGAUGUGAAGACUGUGGGAAGUGUAAGUGUGAGGAAUGCACUUAUCCAAGGACUCUACCUUCCUGUUGGCUCUGUGACAAACGGUGCCUCUGCUCUGCACAGAAUGCAGUGGAGUAUGGGACUUGCUUCUGCUUUGUGAAAGGUGUCUUUUACCACUGCUCAAACUAUGAUGACGAAGACAACUGCGCAGAUAAUCCAUGCUCCUGUAGCCAGUCACAUUGCUGUGUCCGAUGGUCAGCCAUGGGCUUCAUGUCCCUCGUUAUGCCCUGCCUGUGGUGUUACCUGCCAGCCAAGGGCUGCCUUAAGUUGUGUCAGGGGUGCUACAAUAGGAUUAACCGUCCUGGGUGCCAUUGCAAAAAUUCGAACACGGUCUGUUGCAAGGUUCCCAGUUUACCUCCUCGGAACCUUGAGAAGCCCUCCUAGCUGAAACGGAAAGGGGGACCAUUGUCUUCGGUGUUUAGUUCUCAACACUCUCUCUUAUUCUGUACAUUUUAUUGUGUGGAAGAAGAAAUGUACUUACGACACUAGCAACUGAGCACAAUGCUGGAUACCUUUUUUUAUCUGAUAGCCGUAAUACAUAUAAACCACACAAUCAAUGGCCAUUAAGAUGGUCUUUUUUUUAAAGAAACGAGGGAAAAAGGUGUCUCCCAUUGUGGUUAGGUUGGCUUCUAGUUGACCAGCAUGACAUACCCCAUCUAUAUUUGUGUUUAAUAGUGGCACUGCAAUUCCCUAGAGUUUGGAAGACUGUUGAGGUUUGCGGUGAUAACGCUGUUGACCCUGUAUUUUCCAUCUCUGUCAAAUGACACUCAAGAGGAUGGAAACCAUUCAAUCAGUGAGAUCAAAAAGGAAUGCAUGAUAACCAUUAUUUUUGAAACAGCAUAAGCUAGAACUCCAGGUAACACAACGACACUCCAUGGCCUCUCUGUAUUGUAUGUGAAUACUUCUUGCAGAAUAUGUAAAUUAGCAAAUUGCUCAUUUUUUUGCUGCCAGAGUUAAUUUGUUAUAUUUUUGUAUAUACAAUAAUAUUAAGACUGUGAAAAUGGUGCCAUAUAAAUGGCAGAUUUACAAAUAUUAUACUAAUAUCUUGUACAUUCAGACAAAUGUGAAUCAGUCAAUCAAUACAUUUAGGUUAUAUUCCACCUUACAAAGUUCACCAUUAUGUCACACUUGAUAUCCCCUGACAUCAUGUAUAUUGUACAGUUACCAUAAAUUCAGUCUUUAUUUUCUAAUUUUUCAACAUAUUGUUUAGUGUAAAGAAUAUUUAUUUGAAGUUUUAUUAUUUUAUAAAAUAUUUAUUUUAAAAGGCAUCUUACAAGUUCACCCUUUUUAUAUAUAAAAACGGGAACAUCAUAGAUACUGAAAAUGAGGGUGAUACAAAUCAGAUGCAUAUGUUCACUAUAAAAUAGA